AUGGACAUCAUCUGGCGCACGAACCUGGUCUCCUACUUCCACGUCUGUGCCGCGACCAUCCUGGCGAGUGUCUACGACUAUGUUCUGACGUUCCGGAGAGAGAUCGAGCAUAUCUGGGGCUCGCGCUUGAGCGUAGCCAAGAUCCUGUUCUUCCUGACGCGAUAUUCAGCGUUCCUGGACAUCACAGUGAUGAUGUGCUUUCUAUUCGUCAAACACCCAUCUGGCCCUGAAUGCAGCCUCUUGUUCAAGCUGUUUGCUUGGCUUGUCUCGUGGGGACUAGCACUCUCAGAACUCCUGAUCAUUCUCCGAACGUGGGCUCUUUGGGCAUGCGAUAGACGCAUCGGGAUCGGUCUCGGGCUCCUGUUGACCGUGGGCCAGAUCGUCAACUGCGUGGCUGAUGCGAGAUUUCAGCAAUCGCUGACCUUCGAGCCCAUGGCGAACUUUCUAUCGCACGUGGAUAGGGGUUGUGUCAUGACUGGCGGCAGCCGCAUCCUCCUUGUGGGAUGGGGGCUGCUCAUAGCCUUCGAUACGCCUGUAUCUUUGGCCAAUGUGGUGAUAGUCUCAGUCGCCCCCGCCGAGUAUACCAACCUUCUUGCAUCGGUUCAGCGCGUACUAUAUGGGAUCUUUCCCUCGCGCAUACUUCUCAACAUUCGCCAAGCCUCCCAGAUGCACGAUGAGCCGACCUCACGCUGGUCCCAAGUGCUUGGUCCCGGGCUUUCGUUCGCGAGGUACGAUGCAGAUGAUGAUCGCGUACACGAGGAGGGAGAGCAGUGA
This is a messenger RNA of Heterobasidion irregulare TC 32-1, 774 nucleotides long. RefSeq lists its product as uncharacterized. The record is from RefSeq and is a predicted model, not a curated record. The transcript has 11 exons. NCBI's taxonomy places the organism in Eukaryota, Fungi, Basidiomycota, Agaricomycetes, Russulales, Bondarzewiaceae. The coding region runs from base 1 to 774 and encodes 257 amino acids.